Molecule: messenger RNA, 1123 nt
Organism: Chiloscyllium plagiosum (whitespotted bambooshark)
Lineage: Eukaryota; Metazoa; Chordata; Chondrichthyes; Orectolobiformes; Hemiscylliidae
Source: RefSeq, a predicted model, not a curated record
GCACAUCAACGCAUUCACACAGGGGAGAAACCAUUCAGAUGUGAGGAGUGCAACGAAUCCUUCUCAAGGUCAUCCAAACUUCUGCUUCAUCAGAGGAUCACACAAAGGAGUAACCUUUCAGGUGUGAGAUUUGUGAUAAAACUUUCUUGGUUCUUUGACCCUUGGGGGAACCAAAGAAUUCAUAAAGCAGCAGAGAACCUCUUCAUGUCCCAUUGUUAUGACAAGAUUUUCAUCCAAAUCUCCAACCUUUUGAAGCAUCAAUGGAUCACAUUAUGCCUAAAGCAGAGAAAUAUUGAGUCUAUCAAUCAUCAUGCAGAGUUAAAAGAGAUUGGAUGAUUCGCCUAGCUUGGAGCUAGAGGAAGAAAUUCCCAGUGUAACCCAUAAAGUGAGUACUCCUGGGGUUAAAGAUGAUACAGCUGAGAAAAUGAAAAGGAAGCAGCAUGAUGGAACAUCAUGGAACUGUAACUCUGUGGAGAGUGCAGUUUGUGGAUGAUCUUGUAAUAGUAAGGAUGAACACCUUGCCAAGACCUUCCCUACGCCUCCACUUCUCAACAUUAAACAACCAGCAAACCUUAAACAGACCAUUAUUCGCAGCAAACUGCCCAGCCUUGAGGGCAACAUCAACCACAACACCAUACAGCCCUGUCAUGGCAACCACUACAAGACGUGUUAGAGUGUCAACAUGGAAACCACUAUUACACAUGGGGACACCACCCGCCAUGUACGCAGCAAGUACUCAUUGCAAUUCAGCCAACAUUGUCCAUCUCAUAUGCUGCAGUCAAGGAUGCCCCGAGGCAUGGUACACUGGCGAGACUAAGCAGAUGCUACAACAGCGGAUGAAUGGACACUCCACAACUAUUACCAAGCAGGGGUGUUCCCUUCCAUUCAGGGAACACUUCAGCGAUCAGGGGCAUUCACCCUCGGGUCUUCAAGUGACUAUCCUCCAAGGCGAACGUUGGGAUACGCAACAACGCAAAGUGGUCAAGCAGACACUGACAGUCAAGUUCAGUACCCAUCAAAGUGGCCUCAACCAAGACCCUGGCUCAUGUCUCACUACAGGUGACCCCACUACACACUCUCUCUCACUCACACACAUAUAGACCCUCUCUCAUACACAUGCUCU